This is a messenger RNA of Penaeus indicus, 12622 nucleotides long. Its product is annotated as dynein axonemal heavy chain 5-like. Lineage: Eukaryota; Metazoa; Arthropoda; Malacostraca; Decapoda; Penaeidae. The record is from RefSeq and is a predicted model, not a curated record. Gene Ontology annotation, molecular function: dynein light intermediate chain binding; minus-end-directed microtubule motor activity; ATP hydrolysis activity. Gene Ontology annotation, cellular component: axonemal dynein complex. The annotation marks the transcript as partial. The transcript has 75 exons. Gene Ontology annotation, biological process: microtubule-based movement.
GCAAAAACAUUCGACACAAUUUUUGCCUAGCAUAGCGGCAACAAGCCAGUGCUGUAGAUACAACAGGCCCUGUGCCCGAGUUGGCCCUCAGGUCCCAGAGUGGACGUUUAUUUGCGAUACAGUUCAGCACGAGAAGUGGUGCAAGAUGCAAAUACCCCAUCAAGGGUGCGUUGACAUCCGAAUAUGUCACGUGUUGAUCGCCAUGACUGAGCGUGGCCUGCGGGACAUCCUCAAGUCAUGGCAGGAGAUGUGCGCUGAAAUAUCCUGCAAGUCUUACGACUACCUGGACUACCGCGACCGCCACUUCGACGACGACCUGGAGGUGUUCGCGGCCAGCGUGCGGGAACUGCUGAGGCGCAUCCACAUGAUGGUCGAGAAGGAGCACGAGGAGAUCUGGGAGACGCCCAUGGCCAACAAGAUGCUGGCCAGGUUCGAGCGGAUCGGCGAAGUGGUCCCACAGCUGGACGUGACGGGGAAGUACAAGAGGAUUCUCGCCCGCUUCCAUCAGGAGCUCGAGAAGGUCACCAAGAUCUACAAUCGUCAGUGUGAGAAUCCUCCGCAGUUGCGUGGCUUGCCCCCUGUUGCAGGUAAAAUCCAGUGGGCUCGAAGCCUAUUUCUUCACCUAGAAGAGCCAAUGAUGUUCUUCAAGGAUCACGCAGUGCUUCUUAAAAUGCCAGAGGGCAAAGAAGCUGUUCGAAAAUACAAUCGAAUAGGGAAGACCUUGGUGCAGUAUGAACUUGCCUACUACGACGCAUGGAGAAAACAGAGUAUCAGCGACAUUCAGAAGUCCCUGCGGUGCACACUGGUGGUGCGACGGCCGGAGAGCGAGGAGCUGUACGUGAACUGGGACCCGCGCAUCUCCACGCUCCUGCACGAGGCCACGAAGAUCCAGCAGCUCGGCUUCGAAGUGCCGUACAUGACGCAGCUGCUUCUCAACCGAGCGCCGUUGCUCCUCAAGAAACGGGACAUGGUUAAGCACCUGCUGAACGAGCAUGAACGAGUGCUGUCCAAAGUCAGCAAGAACCUGGUCAACCUGCUGGUGCCACACGUGACCACGCUGAAGGAGGCGCUGGACCCUCUCCUGACGACGCUCACCUGGUCGUCCAUCCAGGCGCACAGCUACUUCGAGCAGGGCUUCGCCGCCAUUCGCACCUUCGAGACUCUCAUCGACAGAGUAAACGAUAUCUUCCAACACCGCAUGGAGGGCGUGCUCGGGGCCAUGACGGGGGUGCGCCUGUACGCGCUGCCCGACGUGAACCCUUGGACCCUCGAUACCUUUGUGCACAACAACUGGCUGACCUGUUGCCAAGCCUCUCAGGAGCUUAACAGCAGGAGCCGCGUGGUAGAGGACGCUGUCCUCGAGUUGAUUGAACUCGUACUAGUGGGUGUGGACGGCGGGGCGCCGGUCGAGCCGGGCCAGUGCCAGACGAGUUUCCUCACAGUGGACGACCUCGAUGACGGUGGAGACUUCGACGACGGGAGAUCAGUGUCAUCAGGCGGAGGGUCGUCACGACGCAGUCCGGUGCCAGUUGCUGAGGGGCACUUCGCGGCCACACUCGAACUUCCGGCAAAACCGCUCACGUCUCAGGAAAAAGCAGUCCGCAAGAAAAAAGAAAUGAGGGAAAAGGUGGAGUCGGCAGCACGAGACCUUCGGCGCAACUACCACCGCCGGGUCCUGGACGUCCUCAUCAAAUCCGUGCGCGGCGCCCUAGAGUCCAUCCGCAAGCACACCUCCGUCGUCCCUCCACUCUCCAAGCUGAAUGAAGCUAGUCACAGAAGGUCUAAUGACAGACCGGAGGACCUGGGCAUUGCGUUGGUGGAGCUCAGCGUGUCCUUGGUUUCCCCCGGCGUGCAAGUGAGUCCCAGCCUUGACCAAGUGCAGGAGGCUAUCAACAAGGUGGCUAAAAUCAUACUCUCCACUGCCAAGGGUGUCUCGCAGUGGAUUCGUUGCCGCAAGGAAGACGCUGCUCAGCCCAGGUUGGAAACAGAAGACUCUAUUGGUGGUCGAAAGUCACGAAAGAAAGUCAUUGUCUACGAGGUACCAGCUAUGCCCAAAAACUAUUACACACAUGUCUUGGAAAGUAAAGACGUGUCGAAAGUCAUGAGUCAUAUGUCCAACUCUUUCCAGUCUACUAGAAAUGAGGUUUACAACACAUUCAAUAUUUGGGAACAAUACCAUCAUCUCUGGAGGGUCGACAAAGACGCUGCGAUUAAAGAGUUUAUUUCACUCGCACCAUCUGUCCAAGACUACGACAAGACAAUGAAGAGUUACAUCGUAUUAGAAAAACAGAUCAAAGCAGAGGAAUGCCAUUAUCGGGUUGGGGCUCUUGCCCUCAACACAGAGAACCUGAAGAAGGCUCUAGCAGAGGAAGCGUCCCUUUGGGUGGAUAAGUUCGGUGAGGCGCUGAAGGUCAAUUACAUGAAGGAAAUGGAAAGACUCUUUGCUCAGCUGAACGAACUUUCCCGGCGACUGGAGCGACCGCUCAAAGACCUGGACGACAUCAAGGGUGCAAUUGACAUCCUGCGCAAGACACGCGACCUCGAACUUGACAUGGACGAUGCUAUAGAACCUAUAGAGGAAUCUUUUGGGUUACUUGUGAAAUACGAACUUGGACUGUCUCAAGAAGAGGCUGAGAAAGUGGACAACCUGCGUUUCACUUGGCAGAAGGUCCUUGCUCAAGCUGUAGAGGUGCAGAACCUGCUUUCUCGCGUACAGCCAUACUUUAGAAAUGAGCUCAUCCAUAACGUGGCGCAGUUCAAGAAGGACUGCAACAAGUUCGUGCAUGACUAUCGGACGCAGGGUCCCAUGGUGCCUGGCCUGGCGCCAGAGGACGCGUCAGAUAGGCUCAUUGUAGCACAGAAUCGCUUCGAUACUCUAUGGCGAAAGCACUCGAGCUACUCGGUGGGCGAGGAGCUCUUUCGCCUCCCGCGAUCAGAGUUUCCCGAGCUGGGGCAGAUUCGCAAGGAGCUCAACUUGCUUCAGAAGCUAUACAAAUUAUACAAUGAUGUAAUUGAUCGUGUCUCAUCUUACUAUGAAAUUCCGUGGAGUGAAGUCAACAUCGAGGAAAUUAACAACGAGCUGAUGGAAUUCCAAAACAGAUGUCGCAAACUACCUAAAGGCCUAAAGGAAUGGCCGGCCUUCAACGCCCUCAAGAAGACGAUCGACGACUUCAACGACAUGUGUCCGCUCCUAGAACUCAUGUCCAACAAGGCCAUGAAGCCCCGCCAUUGGCAGCGCAUAGCGGAGGUCAUCAACAAGCCCCUCGACGUGGACAGCGAGAACUUUUGCCUCAGGAAUAUCAUGGACUCACCUCUGCUGCAGUUCAAGGAAGAUAUAGAGGACAUCUGCAUCUCGGCUGUGAAGGAGAAGGACAUCGAGGCCAAGUUGCGGAUUGUGACGAACGAGUGGGCGAGCCACGACCUGACCUUCUCCACCUUCAAGAACCGCGGUGAACUGCUGCUGCGAGGCGACACGACGGCUGAGGUCAUAACGCAGCUCGAGGACUCGCUCAUGGUGUUGGGGUCCCUCUUGUCCAACAGGUACAACGCUCCGUUCCGAAAGCAGAUUCAGAAGUGGGUGAGCGAUCUGUCUAACACCAAUGAAAUUCUGGAACGGUGGUUGUUCGUUCAGAAUCUCUGGGUUUAUCUCGAAGCUGUGUUCGUCGGCGGAGAUAUCGCAAAACAGCUUCCUAAGGAAGCCAAAAGAUUCUAUGUAAUUGACAAGAGCUGGCAAAAGAUCAUGGUUCGCGCCCACGACAACCCCAACGUGGUGGCCUGCUGCGUCGGGGAUGACAUGCUGAAGCAGUUACUGCCAUACCUGCAGGACCAGCUAGAGCUCUGUCAGAAGAGCCUGUCAGGGUACCUGGAGAAGAAGCGCCUCAUGUUCCCCCGCUUCUUCUUUGUGUCUGACCCAGCCUUGCUCGAAAUUCUGGGCCAGGCCUCAGACUCGCACACCAUCCAGGCUCACCUCAUGUCGAUCUUCGACAACACCAAGACCGUCCGCUUCCAUGAGCAGGACUACGACCGGAUCACCGCCAUCUCUUCAUGUGAAGGGGAAAUGGUUCAGCUUGAGAAGCCGGUGCGGGCAGAGGGCAGCGUUGAGGUGUGGCUCAUGAAGCUGCUGGUCAUGUGUCAGCAGUCUGUCCACGGCAUCAUCCGCCAGGCGCACCAUGUCAUCCAGGACCCUGACCUGAACGUCCUGCGCUUCUUGGAACAGUUCCCAGCACAGGUGGGCAUCCUGGGGCUGCAGAUGAUCUGGACGAGAGACUCGGAGGCCGCGCUGACGCAGUCUCGUGCUGACCGCCGGGUCAUGGCCGAGAUGAACAAUCGUUUCCUGGAUCUUCUCAAUCUUCUCAUUAAUCAAACGACGCGUGACUUGGAACCUGUACAGAGGACCAAAUACGAAACGCUGAUCACCAUCCAUAUCCAUCAAAGGGACAUUUUUGACAGUCUGUGUCGAAGGAAUGUGCGGUCGGUGUCGGACUUCGAUUGGCUGCGUCAGUGUCGAAUUUACUUCCGUGAGGACAUGGACAAGACAAACAUCGUCCUCACCGACGUCACCUUCCACUACCAGAACGAGUUCGUAGGCUGCACUGAGCGCCUCGUCAUCACGCCCCUCACGGAUAGGUGUUACAUAACGCUGGCGCAGGCGCUGAGCAUGAGCAUGGGGGCGUGUCCCACCGGGCCAGCGGGCACUGGCAAAACAGAGACUACUAAGGACAUGGGGAAGACGCUUGGCAAGUAUGUCGUCGUCUUCAACUGCUCAGACCAGAUGGAUUAUCGCGGUUUAGGCAGAAUCUAUAAAGGGCUUGCCCAAUCCGGGUCGUGGGGCUGCUUCGACGAGUUCAACCGCAUCGAGCUCCCGGUGCUGUCGGUGGCGGCGCAGCAGAUCGCCGUGGUCCACACGUGCAAGAAGGAGCGCCGCAAGACCUUCACCUUCACGGACGGUGACAUCAUCACCAUGAAUCCCGAGUUCGGAAUCUUCCUGACCAUGAAUCUGGGGUACCACGGCCGCCAAGAACUGCCUGAGAAUCUGAAGAUCCAGUUCCGAAACGUGGCGAUGAUGGUGCCAGAUCGUCAAAUCAUCAUUAGGGUCAAGUUGGCGUCUUGUGGUUUCCUGGAGAACAUCACUCUGGCGCGCAAGUUCUUCACUCUCUACAAGCUCUGCGAGGAGCAGCUUACUAAACAGGUCCACUACGACUUCGGUCUUCGCAACAUUCUGUCUGUGCUGCGAACCCUGGGCGCCGCGAAGAGGGCCAACGCCAAGGACUCGGAGUCGACCAUCGUUAUGCGGGUCCUCAGGGACAUGAAUCUCUCGAAGCUAGUCGACGAGGACGAGCCGCUCUUCAUGUCCCUCAUCGACGACCUGUUCCCCAACAUGGCCCAAGAAAAAGGCUACAACAACCACCUCACCAAUAACAUCGCUGAGAUCGUGGGCGAACUCGGACUUAUCCAACAUGCACCCUGGCAGUUGAAGCUCAUUCAGCUGUUCGAGACCCAGCGUGUCAGGCACGGCAUGAUGACGCUCGGGCCCAGUGGAGCCGGGAAGACGACGUGCAUCCAGGUCCUCAUGAAGGCCCUCACAAAGAUGGGGCAGCCUCACAGGGAGAUGCGCAUGAACCCGAAGGCCAUCACGUCCGCGCAGAUGUUCGGGCGGUUGGACGUGGCCACCAACGACUGGACGGACGGCAUCUUCUCCACGCUCUGGAGGAAGACGCUCAAAGCGAAGAAAGGCGAGCAUAUCUGGCUAGUACUAGAUGGCCCCGUCGACGCCAUCUGGAUUGAGAAUCUCAACUCUGUGCUGGACGAUAACCGGACGCUGACGCUGGCCAACGGAGACCGAAUCCCGAUGUCGCCCUGCUGCAAAGUCAUUUUUGAGCCGGCCAACAUUGACAACGCUUCUCCCGCGACGGUGUCCAGGAACGGGAUGGUGUACAUGAGUUCGUCUGGACUGGACUGGCAGCCCCUCCUGCAGGCGUGGUUAAGGACGCGACCCCACUAUGAGCAACCAAUAAUCAGUGACCUCUUCGCAAAGAACUUUUUGUCGCUGUUCACAUGGUGCAAGCAAAACCUGCGGCUUUGCAUUCCCAUCCUGCAGGUUAAUGUUAUCACACAGGCCAUAACCCUCCUGGAGGGCCAGCUGCCGGAAGGAGAAGACCCCACGCAUCAGGCCUCGGUCCAGGAGCACAUUCAGCGCCUCUAUGUGUUUACAAUGAUGUGGAGCCUGGGCUGCUUCAUGGAGCUGGCUGACCGUGCCAAGAUGGAGCAUUACAUGCGCGCUAAUUGCCAAGACCUUGACCUUCCACCCCAUGGGGGAGCAGAUGAUUCCAUGUUCGACUACCGCGUGGACGAGAAUGGUUGGUGGCAACACUGGGGAACGCGAGUGUCAGAGUAUGUAUACCCAGACACAGGCACUCCGGAUUACAACUCCAUUCUUGUGCCAAAUGUGGACAAUGUACGAAUGGACUUCCUCAUCCAUACGGUGGCGCAGCAAGGGAAGGGUGUGCUGCUGAUAGGCGAGCCGGGGUCUGCCAAGACGGUCACCAUUAAUGCCUUCAUGAAAAAGUAUAACCCUGAGGAUCAUCUUUAUCGUAACUUCAACUUCUCGUCAGCCUCCACGCCUCUUUAUUUCCAGCGCACUAUCGAAAGUUACAUCGACAAAAGGAUGGGCAGCACAUUCGGUCCUCCAGCCGGAAAAACCAUGACAGUGUUCAUCGAUGACCUCAACAUGCCGCACAUCAACGACUGGGGAGAUCAGCCAACAAAUGAAAUCGUGCGCCAGACUAUGGAAAUGGGGGGAUUCUACAGCCUUGAGAAACCUGGGGACUUUAUUCAUGUAGUUGACAUCCAGUUCCUGGCAGCCAUGGGACAUCCGGGUGGCGGUCGCAACGACAUACCGGCGCGCCUGAAGCGCCAUUUUUGCAUUUUUAACUCCACCAUCCCAUCGGAGAACUCCAUUGAUAAGAUCUUCGGAGUUAUCGCCAGGGGCCACUUCAGCAGCAAGAGAGGCUUCAACCAGGAAGUCAGGGACAUGCUGGAGAGACUCAUCCCACUCACAAGGAAGUUGUGGGCGCACACAAAGUGUAAAUUGCUUCCGACGCCCGCAAAGUUCCACUACGUGUUCAACCUUCGAGAUCUGUCGCGCAUCUGGGAGGGAAUGCUGGGCGCAGCGCCCAAUGUGAUCACGUCUGGUGACGCCCUUUUGGCACUGUGGCGCCACGAAUGCUGCAGGGUCAUUUCUGACAGGUUCACCACGCCAAAGGACGUGACCUGGUUCGAGAAUGCGCUGGUGACCGUUACAAAGGAGGAGUUGGGCCACCGCGCGACAGACGCCAUAACUCGCUCCGAAAAUUUUGUGGACUUCCUCAGAGAUGCUCCCGAGCCAACAGGAGACGAAGGCGAAGACCUGGACAUGGAGAUGCCGAAGGUGUACGAGCCCAUCCCGUCCUUCACCGCCCUGGAGGAGCGCCUUCAGAUGUUCCUGGCUCAGUACAACGAGAUGGUUCGGGGCACCGGCAUGGACCUCGUGUUCUUUAAAGAUGCAAUGAUCCAUCUCACAAGGAUCUCCCGGAUCAUCCGAAAUCCGGGCGGCAACGCUCUCCUUGUGGGCGUGGGCGGGUCUGGUAAGCAGUCCCUCACCAAACUGGCCUCCUUUAUCGCCGGGUACAAGACCUUCCAGAUCACGCUCACCAGGUCAUAUAACACGGCUAACCUAUUGGAAGAUCUGAAAGUGUUGUACCGAACAUGUGGAAUUCAGGGGAAAGGCACGACCUUUAUCUUCACAGACCAGGAGGUGAAGGAGGAGGCUUUUCUGGAAUACCUAAACAACGUCUUGUCAUCAGGUAUGGUGAGCAACCUGUUCAACCGCGACGAGCAGGGCGAGAUCGUAAGUGAGCUGAUCCCCGUGAUGAAGCGCGAGCACCCGCGGCGGCCGCCCACGCCCGAGAACGUCAUGGACUACUUCCUCACCCGCACGCGCCACAACCUGCACGUCGUUCUCUGCUUCUCGCCGGUCGGCGAGAAGUUCAGGAACCGCGCCAUGAAGUUCCCGGGCCUGAUCAGCGGCUGCACCAUCGACUGGUUCCAGCCGUGGCCGAAGGAGGCGCUGGUGGCGGUGGCGUCGCACUUCCUCAAGGCCUAUGAGAUCAUUAGCACCAAAGAGGUCAAGACGAGCUUGGUCAAGGGCAUGGGAACCAUCCACGACAACGUGUCUCAGCUGUGCACCGAGUACUUCCAAAGGUACCGCCGAGCGGCGCAUGUGACGCCUAAGUCGUUCCUGUCGUUCAUCAGCAUCUACAAGAAGAUCUACAACUCGAAGCGCGAGGAAAUCGGCGAGUCGGCCAACAGGAUGACAUCCGGCCUCGACAAACUGCAGGAGGCUUCGGUGGCCGUCAAGAGACUUCGGGAGGAGCUGUGCGUCAUGGAGGACGAGCUGGCCGUCGCCUCGAAGAAAGCUGAGAAGAUCCUGGUGGAGGUGACCAAGCGAGCGGAGGAGGCGGAGGGCAUCAAGGAAGAGGUGGAGAAGGUCCGCGACAAGGCCCAGGCGCUCGUCGACGACAUCGCCACAGACAAGUCGCUCGCGGAGGAGAAGCUGGAGGCGGCGAGGCCGGCGCUGGAGGAGGCCGAGGCGGCGCUCAACACCAUCAAGCCAGCGCAUAUUGCGACGAUCCGGAAGCUGGGUCGGCCUCCGCACCUCAUCAUGCGCAUCAUGGACUGCGUCCUGCUGCUGUUCCAGCGCCACGUGCAGCCCGUCAAGCCGGACUCCGUGGCACCGUGCCCGAAGCCCUCUUGGCCAGACAGCCUGAAGAUGAUGGCCAGCACAACAUUCCUGCUGUCCCUCCAGAACUUCCCGAAGGACACCAUCAACGACGAGGUGGUGGAACUCCUGGAGCCAUACUUCAACAUGGAGGACUACGACAUGGACACCGCGAACCGCGUGUGCGGCGACGUGGCCGGCCUGCUGUCUUGGACCCGAGCUAUGGCCGUCUUCUUCGGAGUCAACAAGGAGGUCCUGCCCCUGAAGGCAAACCUGGCGCUGCAGGAGGCGCGGCUGCGCGUCGCCAUGGGGGACCUGGAGCGGGCGCAGGCCGAGCUGGAUGACAAGCAGCGAGAGUUGGAUAUGGUGCGCGGGCAGUACCAGUGUGCUCUGGCGGAGAAGCAGAAGCUAAUCGACGCUGCAAAUGUGUGCCGCAGGAAGAUGCAGGCGGCGGCAACGCUGAUCAACGGCCUGGCCGGAGAGAAGGUGCGCUGGACGCAGCAGAGCAAAGCCCUGCGGCAGCAGCUGGGCCGGCUGGCCGGCGACGUCCUGGUGACCACCGCCUUCCUCUCGUACGCGGGCCCCUUCAACCAGGAGUACCGCACGAAGAUGAUGAUCACGUGGUACAAGAUGAUGGACACCCGAAAGGUUCCAUAUACGCAGGAACUCGACGUCACUACAUGGCUCGUAGAUAAUGCAACUGUUUCGGAGUGGAACCUCCAGGGACUUCCUAACGAUGAACUCAGCAUCCAGAACGGCUUGAUCGUGACCAAAGCAUCUUGUUAUCCAUUACUGAUUGACCCGCAAGGCCAGGGCAAGAUCUGGAUUAAGAACAGGGAAGCUAUGAACGAGCUGCAGAUCACAUCCCUCAACCACAAGUACUUCCGCACCCACCUUGAGGACUCGCUCUCGCUCGGUCGCCCUUUGCUGAUCGAGGACGUGGAGGAAGAAUUAGAUCCCGUCCUGGACAAUCUCUUGGAAAGGAAUUUCAUCAAAUCAGGAUCCAUACUAAAGGUUGUAGUCGGGGAUAAAGAAUGCGACGUCAUGCCGGGAUUCAUGCUAUACAUGACCACAAAACUCUCCAACCCGGCCUAUACGCCCGAGGUAUCGGCCAAGACUUCCAUUAUUGACUUCACCGUCACAGUGCAUGGCCUCGAGGACCAGCUUCUAGGUAGAGUCAUCAGGACCGAGAAGAGGGAGUUAGAAAACGAACGCGUUGCACUUAUCGAGGAGGUGAUGGAAAACAAACGUAAAAUAAAGGAACUCGAAGAUAACCUUCUGUACCGUCUCACUUCAGUCCAGGGCUCACUGGUGGACGACGAGGACCUGAUCGUCGUGCUGCAGGAGACCAAGGCGACCGCCCAGGACGUGAGCACGAAGCUGCACAUCGCCUCGGAGACCGAACGUAAGAUCAACGGCGCACGCGAGGAGUACCGUCCCGUGGCCACUCGCGGCUCCAUCCUGUACUUCCUCAUCACCGACAUGGCUGCCGUGUCGUGCAUGUAUCAGACCUCCCUCAGGCAGUUCCUCGUCCUCUUUGAUAUGUCGAUGACAAGAUCAGAGAAGAGCAACAAUCCCAAGAACCGAAUCAUCAACAUCAUCAAAUUCCUGACUGCUCAGGUCUGGAGGAAUGCUUGUCGGGGAUUUUAUGAACGUCAUAAGCUGCUGUUCACUCUGCUGUUGGCCAUGAAGAUAGAUUUGCAGUCUGGCCAUAUCUCUCACGAUGAGUUCAUGAAGUUUAUCAAAGGAGGCGCGUCCCUCGACCUGAAAGCCGUCCAGCCAAAGCCAUUCCGCUGGAUCCUCGACAUCACGUGGCUCAACUUGGUCGAGCUCAGCAAGCUGGGUCAGUUCGCCAAUAUCCUCGACCAGAUCGUCGAAAACGAGAAGGACUGGAAGGUUUGGUUUGAGAAGGAGAAGCCGGAAGAGGAGGAAUUGCCUUGCGGAUACUCUCGCAACCUCGACAUGUUCCGGCAGCUCCUUCUGAUCCGCUCGUGGUGUCCUGACCGCACCCUCUCGCAAGCACGGAGGUACAUUCGAAACUCGCUCGGGGAACAAUACUCCGACAGCGCCAUCCUGGACCUGGAAUCCACGUGGGAGGAGUCUGACAACAGGACUCCUCUCGUCUGCUUCCUGUCUCAGGGCUCGGAUCCUUCCAGCCAAAUAGAGAUCUUGGCGAAGACCAAAGAGAUGGAAAUGCGGUCGAUAUCCAUGGGGCAGGGGCAGGAAGCCCACGCGAGGCGCCUCCUCGCCGACGCCAUGGCCGCCGGCCGCUGGCUGCUGCUCCAGAAUUGCCAUCUCAGUCUGGACUUCUGCCAGGAGAUGCUGGACACCGUCACGGAGUCGGACAACGUCAACAGGUCGUUCAGACUGUGGAUAACAACAGAGGUCCACGCUGCCUUCCCGAUUGGCCUGCUGCAGAUCUCUAUCAAAUUUACGAACGAGCCGCCCCAAGGCAUCCGCGCCAGCUUGAAGAGGACGUAUGCCGAUAUCUCUCAGGACCUUCUGGACUACUCCAAUGUCCCUCAGUGGCCGCGGCUGCUGUACUCGACAGCUUUCCUGCACACGGUGGUGCUGGAGCGGAGGAAGUACGGGGCGCUCGGUUGGAACAUUCCGUACGAGUUCAACCAAGCGGACUUCCAGGCUUCGGUGCAGUUUAUCCAGAAUCAUCUGGAUGACAUGGAUCCGAAAAAGGGCGUAUCGUGGGUGACAGUAUGCUACAUGUUAGGAGAGAUACAGUAUGGAGGUCGAGUCACCGAGGAUUUCGACAAGAGGCUCCUACUCACUUUCCUGCACGUCUGGUUCAACGAGAGGCUUCUUGCUUCAGAUUUCAGAUUCUACCAGGGUUAUAACCUACCAAUGUGCAAGACGCAAGCAGAGUACCUGGAAUUCAUCAGCAUGUUGCCCGCCACCGACUCUCCAGAGGUAUUCGGCCUGCACCCCAACGCUGACAUCACGUACCAGAUCAACACAGCUAAGAGUAUCCUAGACACCAUCCUCAGCAUGCAGCCCAAAGAGGGAGGGCAGCGGGGCGGCGAGACGCGCGAGGUUGUGGUUUCUCAGCUUGCACACGAUAUGAUCAUGAAGCUGCCUGUUGACUACAUUCAGCAUGAGAUCAAGGAGGCUCUGCAAAGGAUGGGUGCCAUACUGCCCAUGAACAUCUUCCUUAGACAGGAGCUCGACCGCAUGCAGAAGGUCCUGAAGGUAGUGAGGCAGACUUUACACGACCUUCACCUUGCCAUCGAAGGCACCAUCAUCAUGAGUCCGUCCCUCAAGGAUAUGCUGGAUGCCAUGUACGACGCGCGGGUGCCGGAAAGGUGGCGAAAGGUGUCGUGGGAGUCGAGCACCCUCGGCUUCUGGUUCACGGAGCUGAUCGAGCGCGAUUGUCAGUUCCGCCGCUGGUACUCGUACGGCCGUCCUAAGUCCUUCUGGAUCACGGGCUUCUUCAACCCGCAAGGAUUCCUGACUGCAAUGCGACAGGAAGUGACACGACAGCAUCGUGGUUGGUCCUUGGAUUGUGUCAUCCUACAGAAUUUGGUGACACGUUUCAACCGCGAGGACAUCCACGACCCACCGCCUGAGGGCGUGUAUGUGUACGGACUUUUCCUAGAGGGCGCCUCAUGGGACCGCAAGCAGGGCAAGCUAGCAGAAUCACGAGCAAAAGUACUGUACGAGCCCAUGCCGGUUGUUUACUUGUACGCUGUAAAUACUACCAGUGGUAAAGAUCCUACGCUGUACGAGUGCCCUAUCUACCGAAAACCUCUGCGCACAGAUUCUACCUACAUUGGUUCCAUUGACUUGGAAACCAUUGACUACCUGCCUUCCCACUGGACUCUGCGCGGAGUCGCUCUUCUGUGUGACAUUAAGUAG